This is a messenger RNA of Orussus abietinus, 2550 nucleotides long. RefSeq lists its product as uncharacterized. The transcript has a single exon. Lineage: Eukaryota; Metazoa; Arthropoda; Insecta; Hymenoptera; Orussidae. The record is from RefSeq and is a predicted model, not a curated record. Gene Ontology annotation, biological process: proteolysis. The coding region runs from base 1 to 2550 and encodes 849 amino acids. Gene Ontology annotation, molecular function: zinc ion binding; aspartic-type endopeptidase activity; nucleic acid binding.
AUGAUGAGUGAAGUAAUGAAAGACGCUCGCGAUUUUACGGUCCCUGAGUUAAAGGCGAAAUUGAAGGCAACCGGACAGAGUACGAGUGGGACGAAGGCAGAAUUAAUUAAUCGGUUGUUGAUGCCGGAUCCAUCGGGCGCUUGGAUGAACGGUCCACGUGAAGAGAUCCAAGAUGGCGACCGUGAGGAGCAACGGUUGGAGUCACGUGACGAAGUUGAUUUCGAGGAGACACGAAAUCGUCGAAGAGGAGACGAACGCCAUGAUGGCGAUCGCCGCGGAGUGGACGAUCGCCAUGAUGGCCGAGCAGCGUCAUGGCGUGAGAUCGAGCUGUUCAGAAAGGAGAAGGAGCUGGCCGAGCGCGAGCUCGCACUUGCUCGAAAGGAAAUUGAGUUCCUACAACGGGGAACGACGGUGGAUGUCUCAGAGUAUGGACAUUCGUUGCAACGUGAUGCGCCAUCACGAAUCGGCGUGAGUACUAUCGCUGAGCUGCUGAAUAAUUUUGACGGAAGUAGCGAUUCGUACGAGAGAUGGGAGAAGCAAGUUCAGCUUCUCAGAUCAACGUACCGUCUCGCCGAUCCGAUGACGAAGAUCCUCAUUGGCUCUCGUUUGAAGGGAAGGGCAUUUGAAUGGUUUCAUUCCAAAGCUGGGCAUCUUGAAAUGACAACCAAUGACCUUCUCGCCGAAAUGAGAAAGAUGUUUUUCCAUCGUAUCAACAGAGUAGCAGCCAGAAAGCUAUUUGAGGAGCGGCAUUGGAAAAGAGGCGAGGUUUUUGGUGAUUACCUUCACGACAAGAUUAUUUUGGCAAAUCGUGUUCCUAUUGAGGAAAUCGAGCUCAUCGAUUACGUCAUCGAUGGUGUGCCGGACCCGGCUCUGAGAGAUCAAGCUCGGAUGCAGCGUUUUGACUCAACAGCGGCAUUACUCCAAUCGUUUGAGAAAAUCGUACUCCGCCCUAAGACGUCGCCCGCAACUUCGUUUACCCCGAAAACGGAUAGUAGGGCCGCCGCUGCGAAGACACGUGAAUCGUUUGUGCAGCGCGACGGUAGGCACUGUUAUAACUGUUUACAGGUGGGCCACGUAGCUGCGAGGUGUCCUGCUAAGAAAAAGGGCACGAGGUGUUUUCGUCGUCAUGAGCAUGGACACGUGGCAUCAAGGUGUUCGAGGGAUGCAGAUCCGACGAAAGAAGCGAACACGAUCCGUUUCCUGUCGGAUAACAAACAAUCACCGCGCGGGAAGACCUUUAAGGACGUUAAGAUAGGACCGCAUUGUGUUAAGGCAUUACUUGACACGGAUAGCGAUAUUAGUUUGAUGAGGAUGGACCAGUAUAAGCGAAUCGGUGCUCCGCAAUUACGGGACGAAAGCGUACCAUUUGGUGGCGUAGGCCUAGUGGAAAACAGAACUUUAGGUACAUUUUACGAGACUCUGAUGGUUGAUGAGGGUGUCUACCCUAUAGCGAUACAUGUAAUUCCUGACGAGUUGAUGAAUUAUCAAUUAUUAAUAGGAUCAGACUUUUUAAAUACUGUAAACGUUAGUAUUAAUGAAGGAAAGGCCACGAUCUCGGCGCCGAUAUGUAAUAGUCCACCGGAGGGUGAAUUACCUCAAAUAUUUUUAAUUGACGACGUCCGCGAGGUAGAUCGGGUUGAUGUAUCCCACGUGGCGAAUAGAGAAUACCGACAGCGUCUACUGGAACUCGUGGAUUCAUACAAGCCGAUGAAAGCGCGCGAGACCGAAGUUAAAAUGACGUUAGUUUUAAAGGAUGAUGAGCCCGUAUUUCAACGACCGCGAAGACUGUCGGCAUCGCAGAGAGAGAAUGUGAAUAAACAAAUCGCGGAGUGGAUGAAAGAAGGAAUCGUAAGACCAUCCCUGUCCGACUAUGCGAGUCCGAUAGUGACGGUAAAGAAAAAGAACGGUACGGAGAGAGUGUGCGUAGAUUAUCGAAUGGUAAACAGAAAGAUAGUAAAGGAUCGUUAUCCCCUCCCAUUGAUUGAAGACCAUUUGGAUUCGUUGCAAGGUGCUAAAGUAUUCAGUACAUUAGACUUGAAAAAUGGAUUUUUCCAUGUAACCGUGGAUAAGGAUAGUCGUAAAUAUACGGCUUUUGUUGUCCCUGAUGGGCAAUAUGAGUUUCUCAAAGUACCAUUCGGCUUGUGCAACUCUCCAUCCGUAUUUCAGAGGUAUAUUAACUCUGUUUUUCGCGAGUUGAUUACCGCUAAGAUUGUUUUGGUUUACAUGGACGACCUUGUUGUUCCGUCCGCAGACUGCCUUAGUGGCCUUAAGGCGCUAGAAAUGGUAUUAGCUACGGCCGAACAAUAUGGACUAUUGAUUAAUUGGAAAAAAUGUCGUCUCUUACAAUCAAAGGUGGAGUAUUUAGGGUACAUCGUGGAAAACGGAUCCAUUCGUCCGUCGGAAUAUAAGACUAAGGCUGUCAUGGAAUUUCCAAGGCCGAUAAAUGUAAAAGCAGGUGCAAAGCUUUUUAGGGCUUACGGGUUAUUUUCGAAAAUUUAUUCCUGGGUACUCGAUGAUUGCGCGUCCGUUGUCAAAUUUGCUGAAGGCUGA